Molecule: messenger RNA, 4140 nt
Organism: Symbiodinium sp. CCMP2592
Lineage: Eukaryota; Dinophyceae; Suessiales; Symbiodiniaceae
Source: the annotation of a GenBank genome assembly
AUGUACUCCUGUGGCCGCCAGAGCGGCUUGCCGCUUCAGCCGCGCUUCCGCACAGUGCGACAUGUGCAGAAGGGGGACAAAGAAUCAUUUGCGCGGCUGGAGAUGGAGAGGGAUGGAACUCACGUUGGCUUCUGGCUUGGGCCCUCGCUGAUUGAUGGAUCCUUCCAAGCCUCCAUGGCCCUGGCUGAUCUGGCGACUGGAAUUGGCACGUUGAAGAUUCCUCUCUCCAUUCGACGGCUCCAGCCCUGCGGCCGGCCGUUUUCCAUCGGUGUGCUGUCAUAUUUUCAGCUCAUCGACUUCACUGACAAGUCUACCGUCUUCCGCUCAUGGCUUCUGAACGAUGCAGGCGAGGCUUUGCUGUACUUCGACCAUGUCCACCUGCAGGAGGUUCGCGAUGAGCAUAUUCAAAAAACGUUGCAAGCUUCGGGACGCCAAGGCAUGGAGCAGCAUCUGCUCUACGACGUCACCUGGCGACCCGCUGAAGCUCAGGCUCCUGCGACAUCGCGGUGGCUACUCCUCGGCAGCCCCUCCGCCCUCCAGCAGCUGAAGGCCAAGGAAGAUCCACGGUGCCGGUGUGCAGAGCUGGCUAUGGAGGGCGAGGACCUGCCUGCACUACUCUCCGAAGAAGCAUGGACUGCCGUGAUACUCGCCGACGGCUUGAUGGCCACGGGUGCCAGCAACAGCGCUUGGGGUGCGUCUCCUGCAGACUCAGCAGCUCCAGGUGGCGAGCACAGCGAUGUCAGUGUUCUGGAGCGCGCGAUGGUCCUUACCAAGGCAGCUGCAAAGCUGGGCAGCAAGGCUCCCUUGGUGGUCUUCCCGACCUACGGAGCCCAGCCACUGGCAGCAGAGCAGAAGCAGCAGCGAGGUGCUCCGGACCACAGUGGUUUGUGGGGUUUCGCACGUGCCGUGCGAAUGGAAUAUCCAGGCACCCUGCGAAUCCAGUGCGUUGACCUGGACGCAUGCAAAGACUCGGAUGCCUGGGCCCAGCUGUGCACAGUCUUGCCGGUCUUGCCGGAAGAAGAGGAGAUGGCGAUCCGAGACGGAGGGAUCAGGACUGCAAAGCUUGCGCGAUCUGCGCUGAAGUACACCGGAGCCGUACGGCUGAACAUGCCAGCACGCGGAUCCACCGCUGGUAUGCGAGUGGUUCCGCAAGCCACUUCUGCACGAGCAGCAGCAGCACCAGGGAUGGCACAGCUGCGCAUCCGCGCGGUUGGUCUGAAUUUCCGCGAUGUCUUGAACGUCAUGGGCCUUUACCCCGGUGAUCCGGGUCCACCUGGUGCCGACUGCGGUGGCACAGUCAUCAGCCUUGGGGACAAAAUCCCGCACUUACGGCUGGCGGAGGAUGUUUUUGGCGAGUCCCCCGGGUGCCUCAGCACUUACAACACAAGCUCCGCAGCCCUGCUCUCCCCCAAGCCACCCUCCUGGACUUACGAGGAGGCGUGCUGUAUGCCGGUGAUCUUCGUAACCGUGGAGGAGGCAUUGGGCGAUGUUGCGAAGCUGAAGCGGGGCGAGCGAGUCCUCAUCCACGCGGCGGCGGUUGGUGUGGGCCUGGUAGCCAUCCAGUAUGCUGCUUUCGUCGGCGCAGAAGUCUUUGCCACUGCUGGAGCGGCAGAAAAACACGAAUUCUUGAGAGGGCUCGGUGUGAAAUACAUCACGAGCAGCAGAAAUGGCCAGAAAUUUGAGGAAGACAUGAAGAAGCUCCUCGAGGAGCAGGGCGUGGACGGAGUCGAUGUGGUGCUCAACAGUCUCAGCCACGAUGACUACAUUUCGCGAUCGUUGGCCUUGCUUCGCAAGGGUGGCCGAUUCCUUGAGAUCGGCAAGCGUGGCAUCUGGUCGCACGAGCAGAUGUUCGAAGCGCGCCCAGAUGUCAUGUAUGAGAAGAUUGCGGCAGACACCAUGAUGGAAAAGGAGCCAUGGCGGUACAAUGCGUACCUGAAGCGGCUAUUGCAACGCGUGGACGACGGAGGGCUGAGUCCCAUCAACAUGCACCUCUUUCAUGGCAUGGAGAAGGGUGUCGUGGCAUUGCAGUUCCUCCAGAGAGCCAGCAACAUCGGAAAAGUCGUCAUUACUUCGCCGAGCCGCUUGCUUUGCAGUCCGAAGCAAAUGCCAGUCCUUUCUGGUGGCCUUGGUGCACUGGGGGUGGUCACAGCACAGUUCCUGGUGGAGGAAGGUUGCAAAGCUUUGUGCCUGCUGUCGCGCAAUGGCCAGCCAGCGAAGGACGUUGGGCCUCAGUGGUCUUGGCUCCAGAAGUGUGCCGUCGACCUCCGCAUCGAGAAAUGUGACGUUGGACGAAAGGAGUCCGUGAUGGCAUUGCGCGACGCGCUGGCAGGAAGCACACUGGGAGGUCUCUUGCACCUUGCUGGCGUUCUGGCAGAUGGGGUCCUCCCAAGUCUCAGCCGCGAGAGCUUGGACAGAUCCUAUGGUCCCAAGGUGCACGGCCUCUUCAACUUGUGCCGUAUUCUGGAUUUUCGCAAAGAGGCGCCUCACUUGCUGUUCUCCUCCACCUCGGCACUGUUUGGAUCACCAGGCCAGGCCAACUAUUCGGCCUCGAAUUCGGUGCUUGACUCCUUGGCGCCCUUCUGGUGUUCACAGUCACAGGAAGGUGGCUCCCUUUGGCGAAAUGCGCGUUCGGUCCAGUGGGGACCCUGGGCCGAGGUCGGCAUGGCGGUGCAGGCAAACACACUGGGACGUGCAAAGUCCAUGGGUGUCGGUGCAUUGACCAACGCCCAGGGCCUCGCCAUCAUCGGCAGCAUCUUCAGCAGCUCCCAUCUCCUGGUCGGCGCCGUGCCGGUGCGAUGGGGCAAGUAUCUGAAGAGUGCUUACUCGCAAGUACCCAGCUUCCUCAAGGGCUUCGAAGCGGAAGCCAAGAAGGAGGCUGCCGAAGCUCGGUCGGCCAUGGAUGCUCCUAAAAACGGGGCGCUGGGGGCGCUAAAAGCACUGAGCGGUGAAGAGCGCCUGACGGCUGUUCGCAGCAGCCUCCGAGAUUUGGCGAGGGAGGUGGUUGAUUCUCUUGACCUAGAAGCUGACAAUGCCCUGAUGGAUGCCGGCAUGGACUCCCUGUCAGGUGUGGAAUUCAGAAAUCGUCUGCAGAGGGAGUUUGACGGUAUCAAUCUCCCGAACUCCAUGGUUUUUGAUUAUCCCACUAUCGCCGAACUUGCAGUCUUUAUCAAUAGCCAGCUUGAUGAUGCACCCGAGUCGCCGACACCACCCCUAUCCACGACCGCAGUCCCACCGCAAGCGCCAGAGCUUUUCCUGGAGCCGCUCAACGCGCUGUGCAAUGGAGGUUCUGAGACACCGGCUAGCAAGCCAGUGUUCCUCAUACCAGGUGCAGGCAUGCAAGCGGGAAGCUUUAGAGCCCUCGCUGCGCGCCUUGCAUUGGCCAGCUACGGCUUCAGCUGGCCGAAGACUAUCCCCAGAGAAGAGUGGCCCAGCAGUCUCAAGGACCUCGCUGAGCUCUUCUUUGCGGAAAUCCAGAAGGUCCAGCCAACUGGUCCCUAUAUUCUGGCUGGGCACUCCUUCGGCGCUAAUGUCUGUUUGCAGAUAGCAGCCGUCGCUUCCUCGAAGGGGCAGCAAGUAUCUAUGGUGCUUCUACUGGAUCCUCGAAGCUUACUUCCACUUCAAGUGGAUGUGCAAGCAGAAUUCGCCAAGUCAGGUUUGGUCGAAAGCCUGGCACUGCUGGCGCAGACUCUCCCGGGGUCUGAAGGAGCACCCUAUGCUGAGCUUUUGAAUGCUCACGCUGGGGAUGGCGACGAGGCCAUCAGGAGAGCUCUCAGUCCGGGGGCGCUAUCUUCCCUGGAGCAUGUACAUGAAACGACGCAGUGGUACAGCGCUCUGCUUCAGCAAGGCGAGGCUCCCGCCGCUCUUCCCGGAACCAAAGUCGCGGUUCUGCGAGCUGCCAUGGCUUGGACAUCCGCGAAGGUGAAUGAGACAGUUGCAGAGAGAAUUGUACGUGAGUUCCAAGCUCUCACCUUCCAAGACGACCAGGCGGUUGCGAGGCAGCUUUCUUCCCUCUCCGAGAUUCCUGAAGUGCACAAGGUGCCGGGCACUCACUUCAGCAUGCUACAGGAGCCGAAUGUUAUGAAAGUCGCGUUCAAGGUCCUUUCAGCCUUGUACAGCGCGGAGGAAGAAGACGAGGGGUAG